Messenger RNA from Dovyalis caffra, 2358 nucleotides. Lineage: Eukaryota; Viridiplantae; Streptophyta; Magnoliopsida; Malpighiales; Salicaceae. The record is from the annotation of a GenBank genome assembly.
AUGAGUUCUACUCUGCUUCCUAAACAUGUGGCAGCUGUUUUGAAGCACCAAAAGGAUCCUUUGAAAGCCCUUGAAAUGUUCAACAAAGUAAAAAAAGAAGAUGGGUUCAAGCACACUUUUUUAACUUACAAGUGCAUUAUCCAACAACUUGGGUUUCACGGGAAGUUUGAGGCCAUGGAGGAUGUGCUUGUGGAGAUGAGGAUGAAUAUCGAUAACAGUAUGCUCGAAGGAGUGUAUAUUGGAGCUAUGAAAAGUUAUGGAAGGAAAGGGAAGGUUCAAGAGGCUGUUGAUGUGUUUGAAAGAAUGGAUUUUUAUAAUUGUGAGCAGACUGUUUUAUCUUAUAAUACAAUCAUGAAUAUACUGGUGGAAUUUGGGUAUUUCAAGCAAGCUCAUAAGGUGUAUUUGAGAAUGAAGUAUACGGGGAUUGUUCCUGAUGUUUAUUCAUUUACUAUUAGGAUCAAGUCGUUUUGUAGGACCAAACGUCCUCAUGCUGCUUUAAGGCUUCUUAAUAACAUGGCUUCUCAAGGGUGUCAGCUUAAUGCAGUUGCCCAUUGUACUGUUGUUGCUGGGUUUUAUGAAGAAAAUUACCGAUUUGAGGCAAAGGGUGUGCUUAAUGGGGCUAAGAGUUUGUUGGAUAGUGUGAUUAGAGAAGGCCUAACUCCUGAUGUUGUCUCGUAUAACACAUUAAUUUGUGGAUUGUGUAAAAACUCUGAUGUUGUAGAAGCUGAGAAGUAUCUUCACAAACUGGUGAAUGAUGGUUUAGAGCCUGAUGGGUUCACUUACAACACUAUAAUUGAUGGAUAUUGCAAAAUGGGUAUGAUACAAAAUGCUGAGAAGAUUCUUCAAGGUGCAAUUUUCAAGGGGUUUGUGCCUGAUGAGUUCACAUAUUGCUCCCUAAUUAAUGGGUUAUGCCAGAAUGAUGAAAUAGACCGUGCCUUGGCUCUUUUUAACGUGGCAUUGACAAAAGGAUUGAAGCCUACUGUCAUCCUAUACAACAUGUUAAUUAAAGGGUUGUGUCAGCAAGGACUUAUUUUGCAAGCUUUGCAGAUGAUGAACGAGAUGUCAGAAAAUGGUUACGGUCCUGAUAUAUGGACUUACAAUUUAGUUAUUAAUGGAUUGUGCAAGAUGGGUUGUGUCUCUGAUGCCAAUAACCUAAUGAAUGAUGCUAUCGCCAAAGGAUAUAUUCCUGAUGUUUUUACGUUCAAUACAUUGAUUGAUGGCUACUGUAAACAGUCAAAAAUGGAAACAACAAUUCAGAUUCUAAAUAAAAUGUGGAGCCAUGGUGUUACUCCUGACGUGAUUACAUAUAACUCUGUGUUGAAUGGCCUCUGCAAGGCUGCAAAGACUGAAGAUUUGAUGGAAGCUUUCAAAAUGAUGGUGGAGAAAGGGUGUGUCCCUAACAAAAUCACAUAUAAUAUACUCACCGAGAGCCUCUGUAAAGGUGGGAAAGUAAAUGAGGCUUUGGACUUGGUUGAUGAAAUAGUAAACAAAGGCAUCACACCAGAUACUGUUAGUUUUGCUACAGUCAUCAGCGGGUUUCACAAUCGUGGGGAUUUGAAAGGAGCUUACCAGCUUUUUAGAAGAAUGGAAGAACAAUAUAAGGUCUCCCAUACAACAGCAACGUACAACGUAAUGAUCAGUGCUUUUGCUGAGAAGCUAGAUCUUCAAAUGGCAGAAAAGCUUUUUCUCGAGAUGGGUGCUGCAGGCUGUGCCCCAGACACAUACACUUAUCGUGUUAUGAUUGAUGGCUUCUGCAUAAUGGGAAACACUGAUUUUGGAUACAAUUAUCUACUGGAAAUGAUUGAGAAAGGGUUCAUUCCAUCGCUGACCACGUUUGGGCGAGUAAUAAACUGCCUUUGCGUGCAGCACAGAAUUCAUGAGGCAGUUGAUAUUAUCCAUCUUAUGGUGCGCAAUGGUAUUGUCCCUGAGGUUGUGAAUACCAUAUCAGAGGCUGAUAAGAAGGUUGUUGCAGCACCUAAAAUAGUUGUGGAAGACUUGUUGAAGAGAAGCUGCAUAACUUACUAUGCCUACGAACUUUUCCACCUAGGGUUGAGCACAGGAUGGUACCGGUGGAAGACAGUGAAAGGGAUUGGGCAUGACCCUAAUGAUGGAGGCGCCAAGGGCAUGCGUAGAGGCCGUGGCAGAAGUGAUUCAGUUGCUGUAUCUGAAGUAAAAACAUCUUUGUACAAAACCACCACUAUCUUUUCUGUCCUCACGACUGAUUGGAACUAUGGUCUUGUUGCUCCUCAGAUGCAUCCCAUUCUUAAUUCGAACCAUAGCAUGCUCACCAUUUUGCGUUUCUGUGACAGGGGCAAGGUGAGGCCGGGGCUAAUGUGGGUGAUGGUAUCAGCUGCUUAG